AUGCAGGAUCCUCGAUUUCUGCCCCAUCUGGUAAGACAGGCUCCCAUAUCAGUUGAUGUUUUCUACGAGGAUUUAUUGAGCUUGUUGAACCGAGUGUCCUGGAAUCAUGCAACUAACGAUGGCACCCUUCUGCAAGAACAUACCCCUGCUAAGAGCCCAUGCAAACAAGCACCAGAAGAACCCUUUAUUAGGCCUGCUGUUCAGCACUUGAUGGAUGAUAAUGCAGCUCCGAGUACCAAGGGAUCUAACAUAAUUAGAGAUUUUCCAUUUCUUCCGCGGUAUAUAUCCAUUCGUGUUCCAGGCUGGCUGCUUGAAUACUGGAUGCGGACCGAUUCCCGCCUUACUUAUCGUGAUAUCAAAGCACGGAUGACGGCUCCACCAGCCGAUAUUCCUUCUGACAACGCAUUGAAUAUGCGGCGUGAACGCGAAGCCCGCUCGCCCCUUGGUCUUUCAUGCUGGACCACGCGCCGGGGAAGCAUCACUAAAGCCGAAGUCGAAAGAGUUGAGCGCCUAUCUCAGUCUCAGAUAUCAUUUAACACCACUACAACCAUUGAGUAUGCAUCUGGUGCAAAUGGCAAAAAAAUUCCUCUGCACCUCCUUAUGAAACGCCUUGAUGGAGGGCCACCUCAUCGAUAUCCACUGGACACCUUCAUGGAUGGAAAGCAAGGACCUCAUUUGCCAGGACAGCGCCUAGAGUCAACCAUUCAGCUCCUCUGCCAACUCCAGGAUUACGCCAAUGCUCUAGGGGAAGACGACUGGCGAUCCCUAGCACCAGAAUAUCUUCCUGAAACUUGGGCCAGAAGAGCGGCGAAUCGAUUAAGGCGUCAGGCUGAGAAGGCAACUGACAGUGAGGAGAACCUCACCCAUGCUACUUCUAGUGGCGACACCGAAACCAAGGUUGACAAGGCUAUGGAAAAGAAAGAGUCAGACACAAACUGCGCAAAGGACGAGGUGAAAGAAACAGGAGCAAAUGGCUCUGAAGACAAGCCCCUUCCAAAAGGUGACUCUCCUGGCGGUCGUAAUAUCAGUCAGAAACCCUCCAUUUCUCCAAACAAAAAUGGUCCUUUACCGCAAACCCCCUCUCCGUGUAGUGAGAGUGUUGGUUCGUCAGCGCAAUCCCAAAAAUCGCGGUAUACCAAUCCAUUUGUCAAAAGCCAGCUAGUUCUAUCCUGUGACACCCAAGACCUUCUAGAAGACUGCGACGGCAUAUGCUGUCGGCCACUUGCUUCCCAGGAAUCUCAACCUGCAUUAUCAUCUCACUCUGAACUCGAGGAUAGCCCACGGGAAACCCCGGGUGUUGCUUCUUUGUCUGAUGGCGACUCUGAUAACAACCAGAACUCAGACUUGGAACUUCUUUCUGAAUUGGGCCUGCACCCGCAGCAUAGGGGUCCGUUAUCCGCUGCUUUCAACGGCGGUGGUACAUAUUCAAUCCGAAACAACCCCAAUCAUCGCCCGAAUACUCAUACCGACGAGAGCAUGAGGAGAAACGACCCUUUUGCUAACUACCUCUAUCUGCCAUCUGGAACUUCUAAUUUAUUUGGUGCUGAACGUGCAUAG
Messenger RNA from Trichophyton benhamiae CBS 112371, 1557 nucleotides. RefSeq lists its product as uncharacterized. The coding region runs from base 1 to 1557 and encodes 518 amino acids. The transcript has 2 exons. Lineage: Eukaryota; Fungi; Ascomycota; Eurotiomycetes; Onygenales; Arthrodermataceae. The record is from RefSeq and is a predicted model, not a curated record.